CACGAGGGGAGGGAGUCCUCUGCUGCUGCCGGCAAAUGGCGUCGUCGCUUCUUCUUCUUCAUCUCCAUCCUCCUCACUUUUCUUCUCCGAUCGCCACUCGAAGGGAUUCCGGCUUUCCGACGCCUCUGAUUCCUUCGCCUUUCCGGGUUUCUCUCCGAACAACCAGGCGAAGCGGGAGAGGAAGAUGCAGCACCAGCACGAGUAGCGAAGUGAGCUUGUCUGAGGAGUUUCAAAGAGAUGAACAGUCUGACGAGCUCAGGAUCAUGUUAUCCGGAGGAGGAACAGGAGGCCACAUCUAUCCGGCGAUAGCAGUCGCCGACGAGAUCAAGACUCUGCAUCCCACUGCUCGCUUCCGUUUUGUUGGCAGGCAGUACGGGGUGGAAUGGGCGGCCGUUCAGGCCGCUGGGUUCGAGAUCGUGGCCAUCCAGGCUUAUGCUCUAAAGCGUCCGUUCUUGUCCGUGGCGAAUCUUUUGCUCCCUUUCCGGCUCCUGAAGUCUAUGGCGGAGAGUUGGAGGAUUCUAGAUGAGUUCCGGCCGGAGGUCGUCAUUGGCACCGGCGGAUACGUGUCCUUCCCAGUGUGCUUUGUAGCUGCUCUGCGAGGGAUAAAGAUGGUGAUCCAGGAGCAGAACUCACAGGCGGGGCUGGCAAACUGGGUUCUCUCGGCGUUCGCAACGAAGAUCUUCCUGGCGUUCUCAUUGUGCGUCCAGUACUUUCCAGCUGACAAGUGCAUGGUCACCGGCAAUCCCGUGAGACCGUCUUUGCGGGCAUUCGUCUCAAAGGCGGUAGCGAGGACGCAUUUCUUCCCUAGCGCGGGGAAAUCCGCCAAGACGCCGCAGGUGGUGCUAAUUCUCGGAGGAUCGGCAAAGGCCAACAAUGUCAACGUUGCGGUUCUUAAUAUGUACUCUCAGAUGCUGAUGGAGCAUAAAGAUCGCUACAUUAUCUGGCAAACGGGGCACGAUGGCUUCGAUGAAAUGGAGAGCCUGGUUAAGGGUCAUCGUCGCCUCUCGCUGGUCCCUUUUUUGGAGAGGAUGGAUUUGGCAUAUGCUGCUGCAGACCUUGUUAUUUCCAGGGCAGGUGCAAUGACAUGCACAGAGAUCUUGACGACUGGGAAACCUUCUAUUCUUAUACCAUUACCAGAUGUUGCAGAAGAUCACCAAACAAGAAACGCAUCUAUUAUGACAGAGAUAGCUGGUUCAAUGGUGCUGGACGAGGAGAUGCUUGACUCGUCUACACUUAGAGCUGCAAUUGAGGAAAUAUUAGGUGAUGAGAGCCUCAUGACAGAGAUGUCUGAGAAAUGCUUGAGGUCAGCAAUGCCUGAAGCUUCAAGACAAAUAGCCGAGCAGAUUCUUUCUCUUGUUGAUGUCUCUCACAAACAGUAGAAACAAAGUAUGUAACUGUUUGUCACAUCUUUCCCGAAACUACCAUUUUUUGGAUCUAUGUCUGAUUAUAGUAGAGAAUUAGAAUGACAUUUAGAUUUACUUGGGCUUAUGGACUUACUAUUGCUUGUAGAUGGAAAUCUUUGCCUAUUUUUGGUGAUCAUUCUUAAUCUAGAACUUCUUAGGGGUAAACUUGUCAGGAACAAUUGAGAUUAAGGUCAGCUAGUGUAGGAGUUCUUUGCUUUCUCGCA
Molecule: messenger RNA, 1627 nt
Organism: Nymphaea colorata (pocket water lily)
Lineage: Eukaryota; Viridiplantae; Streptophyta; Magnoliopsida; Nymphaeales; Nymphaeaceae
Exons: 5
Coding region: 36-1379 (447 amino acids)
Biological process (GO): carbohydrate metabolic process
Molecular function (GO): undecaprenyldiphospho-muramoylpentapeptide beta-N-acetylglucosaminyltransferase activity
Source: RefSeq, a predicted model, not a curated record